AUGGAUCCCUCGGCGUCGUACCGCAACUCCCAGUUGAGGCAAUCAUAUCACGAGCCACAAUUUGACGGCCAAAAUACCUACGCCCCUGCUCUUGAUGGGUCUUCCCAGGCCCAGUACCAGUCACAACAAGGCCAUUUCGUUGAGGAGUGGGACGCUACACAACGUGGAAGCUCAAUCAUCGACGGGCCAAACGGCCACCAACACGAUGCCACACAGCCUGCCGACACCAUGAGCUACAACCCUGGUGACGAUCAGCAACAGCUGGCAAUGGCGAACAGGGGGAACUCCUUGAAGAAGAAGAGCUCGACACGACGUACAUUGAGUCUGCGCCGGAGCGGCAGCCGUCGAAGCAUGAGAGCUGGUAGUGUCAAAAGUCUGGCUUUGAACCCUGCCUCGGACCCCAACGAGGCUCACAGCGCAUUUUACUGUCCAGUUCCGACUUCUGGAAACCCAACCCAGGUUCUAAUUGACCGAUUCCAAUCUUGGCGCAAGGUCCUAAAGGACCUAAUUGCCUAUUUCAGGGAGAUCCAGUCCCAUUACGAAAACCGCGGGAAAGCUCUCCUGAAGCUUGCCAACGUUUCCAACAAUAUCUCGACGCCGUCCGAGUUCCUCACAUCCGCCGGCAUCGAUGACGCGCUACAGUUUCUUCGAGUCUAUAACAAGAAUGCUAUUCUCGAGGCCAACAAAGCCAAAGAAAUUGAGGAGGAUGUCAUCCUAGCACUCGCGGGAUUGCGCAGCGACCUCCAGCAAAAGAUAAAAGAGAUCAAGAACCUAUCGGGUGACUUCAAGAACACAGUUGACAAGGAAAUGGAGGGCACACGCAAAGCGGUGCGGACCCUACAGGAUGUUCUUGGGAAGAAUGAGGCGGAUGACGCCAGCACCGUUGGGAAGCAGGAUCCAUUCCUGAUGCGCUUGGCUGUGGACCGCCAAGUAGAGCGCCAACUGGAUGAGGAGAAUUAUCUUCAUCAGGCCUACUUGAACCUGGAGAAUUCCGGUCGAGAGCUUGAAUCAAUUGUCGUGGGCGAGAUCCAGAAGGCUUACAAUGCCUACGCUGGGAUCCUCAAGCGCGAAGCGGACAAUGCCUACAAUAUCAUCGAUGAGCUUCGCAGCGGGCCUAUUUCAAUGCCCAAGGAUCAGGAAUGGAUUCAUUUUGUCACCCAUGAUAAACAAUUCAUCGACCCAACCAUUCCACUGCGUUCCGCUGAGCAGAUUCAUUAUCCCGGCCAGGACCACGUGGCUGCGCAGGAGAUUCGCGCUGGUUUACUAGAACGAAAGAGCAAAUACCUGAAAAGCUACACUGCGGGAUGGUAUGUUCUUUCUACCACUCAUCUCCACGAGUUUAAAUCUGCGGACAAAGGCCAGGCUCCAGUCAUGUCCCUUUUUCUGCCAGAACAGAAACUAGGAUCCCAUUCGACCGAAGGAGGGUCGUCGAAUAAGUUCAUUCUCAAAGGUCGACAAACAGGCACCAUGCAUCGCGGCCACACGUGGGUAUUCCGGGCGGAGAGCCAUGAUACCAUGAUGGCCUGGUACGAGGACAUCAAGGCCCUGACGGAGAAAACCCCAGAGGAACGCAGUCAAUUUGUACGCCACCAUACGCGCAGCUUGAGCCAAUCGUCCCGUCGUUCAGCCAGCAGCGACGGGAUUGUCGACGAGGACGACGAAGAGCCCUUUUCUGCCGACUCUCAAAUCGAUGUCAAUCCCGGUCCGAGACCUGACACUGCGUCCAGGCGAUCACAUCCAGGUGGGCGGUUCCCAUCUGAUAUCCAAGUCAAUGCACAGCGCGGCUUACAGGCCAGUCGUUCGCCCUCUAGUCUAAGUUCGAUUGGCCAUGAACAGCAGUCAGUUCCCCAGGAUGCCCUUCUGAUCGCCGCCACCCAGGCCCUCCCCGGAUCACAUCUAUCUCAUGCGGCUGCUACAAAUGACCAAGAGCGCGAAAGGGGCUACGGCGAAAUGAUGGGCCAGGCACCCGUGGAUGUCCCAUCACACGCUGCUGUUGCCGACCAGGUAGCUCAGUAUGACGGAGUCAACCCGUACACGAGUGAGCCCGUUACUCAACCAAUCCAGCACAAUCGUGGUGAACAAACGACCGCCAUCGGACAGAUGGCCAUCUUGGAAAGCCACGGCAAUGGGUCUCAGAACCCCCGAACCAAUGCAACCGAUGGAUCAAAUGACAGCAGUCAUUCAAACGCAUAUAUUGUCACAUCGGGAGGUGACUAUUUCAACCAGGCAAGAAACGACGCAGGGCAAGCAACAAACUUCCACCAACAAGGGCAUCAGCCAGCUUCCGACGAUAUCCUAACUCCCUCUACCACGUUGACGGAAAGCACUUUCCAUGCUCCUGCUGAGAAUAUGUUGCCCCGUGAUGGCUCGUCUGAACCAACCAGGCCUAGCAAGAACACAACUAGGAAUGACAGUGAGGUUUCCCGCGAACAGGGGUAG
Messenger RNA from Clonostachys rhizophaga, 2439 nucleotides. NCBI's taxonomy places the organism in Eukaryota, Fungi, Ascomycota, Sordariomycetes, Hypocreales, Bionectriaceae. The record is from the annotation of a GenBank genome assembly.